Molecule: messenger RNA, 3256 nt
Organism: Drosophila innubila
Lineage: Eukaryota; Metazoa; Arthropoda; Insecta; Diptera; Drosophilidae
Gene: ovo
Product: transcriptional regulator ovo
Exons: 6
Coding region: 26-3094 (1022 amino acids)
Biological process (GO): regulation of transcription by RNA polymerase II; epidermal cell differentiation
Cellular component (GO): nucleus
Molecular function (GO): RNA polymerase II cis-regulatory region sequence-specific DNA binding; DNA-binding transcription factor activity, RNA polymerase II-specific
Source: RefSeq, a predicted model, not a curated record
GGGCAGCGGCGCCGGCAGCGGUGGCAUGGGCGGCGGUCGCGACGGACGCGGCAAUUACGGACCCAAUUCGCCGCCUAGCGGUGCAUUGCCGCCAUUUUACGAGAGUCUCAAAAGCGGCCAGACGGCGGACGGACAAACAGCCACGCCCACCGCCCAACAGCACGCCCAUAACGCCCACAACGUGCAGCUGCAAUCGAAUUUCUUAAUACAAAACGCAGCAGCAGCGGCAUAUGGCAACAACACUGCAGCAGCAGCAACAGUUGGUGGUGGUGGCAUUGGCAGCGUUGCCUUAGAUGCUUAUGGCAUUAUCUUAAAGGAUGAACCCGAUAUGGAAUAUGAUGAGGCGAAAAUCGAUAUAGGCACAUUUGCCCAGAACAUCAUACAAGCGAGCAUGCACGGCAGCAACAGCCAGCAGCAACUCAUUGGCAGCAAUCAACAGCAGCAGCAGCAGCAACACGCACAACAGCAGCAACAGCUGCAGCACAACAGCAAUUCGAAUGGUGGCAACAAUUUCUAUGAGGAUGCCAUUAUGUCGGAUUUGGCUGCAAAUGUUGCACACUGCAACAGCGGCAAUGUUAUUGGCAAUGUUGCUGCUGUCGAUCCGCUGCAAUUCACAGCCACCCUCAUGUUAAGCUCCCAAACCGAUCAUUUACUGGAGCAACUAUCGGAUGCGGUGGACUUGAGUUCAUUUCUGCAACGCAGCUGUGUGGAUGACGAUGAUGAGGAUGAUGAUUGCGACAACAACAGCAGCAAUCACAACAGCAGCAACAUGCGCAAUACGAGUCCGCAACAUCGUCGCGACUUUGAAUUGGUUUCCACACCUUCAUUGACUCCGGAUUCCGAUGAUGUUGUCUCUGUCACGGCGCAUGCCACACAGCUGGAUGUGUUGCAUGAGAACAUAUUGACGCAUCUCACCAACAACAUGCGCAACAGCAGCAGCAACAACAGCGGCAGCAACAACAAUGUCUACAACGCGUCGCAGCAGCAUUUGCAGCAACAUGUUGUCGCCGCACAGCAGCAGCAACAUUUGCAACAGCCGCCGCCUUCGUAUCAACAUGCCACGCGCAACAUGUUGCAAAUGCAAAACGGCAACACUAGCAACAACAACAACGGCUACCAUCAGCAGCAGCAGCUAGCACAGCAGCAACAAUUGCUGCAGCAGCAGCAGCAUCACCAACAACAUCAACAACAACAGGUGCAGCAACAGCAACAUGCCUAUCAGCAACACAAUCUCUAUGCACAGCAGCAACAUCACGCACAACAGCAGCAGCAACAACAGCAGCAGCAGCAACAACAUCAUUUCCAUCAGCAGCAGCAACAUCAUCAUCAUUCGCAGCAACAUGCGCAUCAGCAACUACAGCAGCAUCAUCACCAACAACAGCAGCAACAACUGCUUCAACACAACGACAACAGCAAUCUAUCGCUGCCGUCGCCAACAACAACAGCUGCUGCUGCCGCGGCUGCUGCUGCCGCCGCUGCAGUUGCCGCCUUGCGUCCCAUGUCCAGCAGCAGCAGCAGCAGCUCCAAUCUAUUGGAUGCCAAUACAGCAGCUGUUGCUGCUGCCGCAUUGCUCGACACAAAGCCGUUGAUACAGUUUAACAGCAGCGUUAACAUGAACACUGUCAACACUAACAGCAACUCUGUUAAUACUAAAAGCAAUGUUAGCGACAGCGUUAACAUUUACAGAAGCAACAACAUUAACACUGUCAUCAGUAACAACACUGUUAAUACUAGAAGCAAUGUUAACGACGAUGUUAACAUUACCAGCACGCCUAACAGUAGCGACACUGUUAAGUCUGUCAAUAAAAGCAAGCCUAAGUGCAAACUUAACAGCAACAGCAGCACUGUUACUGAGACUGUUAAUGCCAACUGUGGCACUGUUAGCAGUAACAACAGCAGUGCUGUUAAGCUGGGUGGUCGUGCCAAAGCCGCUGCUUAUGGCUCCACAGUGGUAACAUUUGUCUCCACUGUUAAUGCAUCGCCGCAGUUGCCGCCGCAGCGUCACGUGCAUCAAACCACGUUGCGUUCGCUUGCAACAGAGGCAGCGGCAACAGCAGCAGGUCUGUUGCCACCAUCGCAAACUGUUUCGGCGCUCAACGAGAGCAAAAUGCUACAGCGGCGGUUGGGACUGCCGCCAGAUUUGCAGCUGGAGUUUGUGAAUGGCGGACAUGGCAUUAAGAAUCCGCUGGCGGUUGAGAAUGCGCAUGGAGGCCAUCAUCACCACCGCAUACACCGCAACAUGGAUUGCAUCGAUGAUCUCAAGCAUGGCCACCAAGCGCAGCAGCAACAUGUUGGCCAGUCACAGCAGCAACAGCAGCAGCAGCAGCAUUCGCCACAGCAGCAACAUUCGCCACAGCAACAGCAUGCGCAGCAGCAGCAACAUCAGCAGCAGCAACAACAGCAGCAACAACAGAGCUUGCAACAAGCAGCGGCAGCAGCAGCCGCUGCAGCAGCGGCUGCAGUUGCCACACAACAUCAUACGCUGAGCAACAGUCACAGCCACAGUCACAGCCUCAGUCACAGUCACAGCAGCAGCAGCAACAAUCGCAACAACAGCAGCAGCAGCGUCAGCAGCAACAGCAGCAGCCAAGGCGAUCCUCUGUGUGCCGAGGAUGCCAACAACAAGUUCGUGUGUCGCGUCUGCAUGAAGACCUUCUCGUUGCAACGUCUGCUCAAUCGCCACAUGAAAUGCCACUCGGAUAUCAAGCGUUAUCUGUGCACCUUCUGUGGCAAGGGAUUCAACGACACCUUUGACCUCAAGCGUCACACACGCACACACACGGGUGUGCGACCCUACAAGUGUAAUCUGUGCGAGAAGAGCUUCACUCAACGUUGUUCCCUGGAGUCGCAUUGCCAGAAGGUGCACAGUGUGCAACACAAGUAUGCUUACAAGGAGCGACGCGCCAAGAUGUACGUGUGCGAGGAGUGCGGUCAUACCACCUGCGAACCAGAGGUUCACUAUCUCCAUUUGAAGGACAAUCAUCCAUUCUCACCGGCGCUUUUGAAAUUCUACGACAAGCGUCAUUUCAAGUUCACCAAUUCACAAUUUGCGAACAAUUUGCUCGGCCAGCUGCCGAUGCCGGUGCAUAAUUGAAACAGAAACUGAAACUCGUAUCUACAAUUAAUGCAACUAGUUUAAGCGCAAAAAAAACCGUACAUAUAAUUUAUUAAUUAACUAAAAUAUGUUUCAACUUUAAGCUGUUCAACGUGUGACACUGAAGUUUUAUGAAAACUGCCCACGAAAAUGGAGAGAUUA